This is a messenger RNA of Schistosoma rodhaini, 4553 nucleotides long. NCBI's taxonomy places the organism in Eukaryota, Metazoa, Platyhelminthes, Trematoda, Strigeidida, Schistosomatidae. The record is from the annotation of a GenBank genome assembly.
AUGCUUGCUCUAAAAUCUUAUUAUCGUAUUUAUCGGCUUUUUGGUGUACCUCGUUUUCUUACACCUAUUUCUCAUUCGUGUGCUGUCAAACUAUCAUGGUUACCUGAAGAUCUUAGAGAACAUUUCGAUGCUUUCAAGAAAAAUAUAAUAUCCGAGUAUGAAAACGUCACUAAACUCAUAACAUCUGGGGCAAAAGAAUGUGACCUUCUUCCUUUAUCUGAAUGUUGGAAGAAUUUGAGACCAAUAGUAGAUGUGAUUGAAGAAUUGGAUAUAUUACUUGAAGCUGAUAAAGAAGUAGACCAAUUAGUAACAGAAAUUGUCGGUACUGAUACUGAGGAUGAUGUCAAUGAUUUAAAAGCGAUUGCUGAGUUGGAACGUAAACAAAGAAAUGUUCAGCGUGAAGCGUUGGAAAAAAAGCUCCUUAGUUUGCUACUUCCAAUUGAUGAACGUGAUCUUAAUUCAUCUGUAAUAAUGGAACUAUUCGCUGGGGCUGGCGGUAAGGAAGCUGGUUUAUUUGCUCAUGAUUUAAUGAAUAUGUAUCAUGCUUUUGCCAUACAACAAAAUUGGUCAUUUACUGUUUUACACAAAACUGUAAUGUCAAAUGAAGAAUGUGCUCCAUCCCAUAAUGAAACUUCACUUUCGUAUGUUCGUGUUGAAAUUGAAGGUGAACCAACUACAGAAGCCGGUGUAAUGUCACUUGGUGCUUAUGGUCAGUUAAAAUGGGAGGCUGGCGUUCACCGUGUUCAACGUGUUCCUGUUACUAGUAGUCAGAAUAAGAUUCAUACUAGUACAGUAGCAGUAUCGAUACAACCUAAGUAUGACGAUGUAAGUAUUUUAAAACGAAAGACUUUAUAUUCUCCGAUUUCACUUGUUGAUUAUCGCGUAUUUAAAUCUAUGAGCUGGUUUCAUUUUAAAUAAUAAUAAUAACUUGGUUUAAUACUGAUGUAAAACGAAGUUCCGUUUUCGGUGCUGUGAUCCUAAUUAGCUUGAGUAGGGACCAUAGGAAUCCUAUCUGCCACAUUCUUCCAUGAAAUAAUAUGAUCACUUCUUACUAUAUUAUGCCGGCUGGAAUACACAAAAGCAUAAUGUCAAAAUUUCAUCUCCGUUCUCAAAAUAAACAACCGAAUGAUGGACCUCACUAAGCCAAGUGCAUGUGUCCCCUGCCUAGUUAUUUAUGAAGAUAGAUUAAAUGAUACUACACCUCAUCCAUGCUUCUGUGUUUACUUCUGCAAACGUAAAUUUGACUUGAAAAAUCAAAACAGGAAAUACCAACGAAUUUCAGGGAGCUUUAAACUUAGCUAUCUCUAAGAGUGUAGACACAGACCUAAUCCACUUCUCAAUAGUGUGAAGUUCAUGUACGUGUUGGCGAAGUUAUUCAUGUAUACUGACUAAUCACUUAGUAUUUGACCACUGUCAUGUUUAUAUCAUUAUUAUUAGAGGUUUUCUUCAUCACAUUAUUGACAAUCAGGACUAGAUUUUUAUCAGUCUUCGUCGACAUACAUGGACCCUGUGCGGAUCGUUCCAAUAGUUUCAUUAUGACACACUACUUUGAAUAAAUGUAUUAUGCCUAGCAGGACUCUCAUUUCAUCCUGUUUGGUACUCUUUAUGUUUGACUAGUCUUUAGUGGUGGUUACACCCUACCGACCUCAUAGAAGAUCAGUCAAUACGACACCGUCUCUGACUGAUGCUCUUGUUGAUACUGGUUCGAAUUUACCAGGAAACAUCAGUCCCCUCAACAUGAGAGAUGGGCAUUGCCAGAGAGUACCAGCUAACAUUAAACUUAGGUUCCAUGUGUUAUAUUCUACCGCCAAUCAAUACACACAGACGAAAUUAAACAAUCAAUACGCAGCAAGAAUGAAGAUUGAUACUUUAUGCUUGACGGUUGGAGCUAUACUAUCUCCGAACGAAGGGGAAGAACAUAAGACCAAUAAUCACCAAUCAAAGAUCGUUAUUACAUCUCGGGCGUUCGCUCAUGUACAUGCAGGACCAGACCACGCAGCAGAGCAAUUGAGUGACAGUAUUAACACGGAACAGCAACAUUAAUGAUGAGAAAGACAGAGUACUGUGUACAUAAAUAAUCGGUUAUAAUUUAUGACUGGAAAAUGCUCUAAAAGCAAUUUACGAUUCAGAUAAAAGCUUGGAACUGGGGUAAUAAAGGUUUUACUUGUAGAGGAACUUGAUCGCUCUUCUUGUAAGUAUGCAGUACAACUGAAAAUAACGUGGUAACUAUUUGAAAUAUGUUGAAGUGGUGUAAUAGUGUUGCGCUUUGAAAAAACAAAACACAUCGAAAAAAAUCAGUAGGAUAGAUUUUCAUCAGAAUUAUAUAAAAGACAUGAGAUUUACGUAACCAAUGAACUGAAAAAUUAAAUGUUGAGUUGUUUCGCAUUCAAAGUUUGAAGAAAAGGUUUAUAUCUACCCCACUCUGAGCUAUUUUACCUCAGUAGACGUGAAAUGACAGUGAUACAAUUCCCUGUCUAAAUUUUCUCGUCAGUUAUUGGCUUCACAGAGUGGAACAUCUUGCCUCUGUUCUGCACCUUUUUUCUAAGUCUGUCCCAGUUUUGUAUUGAAUAUAACUUGUAAACAUUUAUACAAGCGACAUUUUGCGCAUUUCUCACUCGAUCUAAGUUCACAGUUUAAAUCAAUCAGUAUCUUUUUCUUAAGGUUCUUUCUUUACUCAUCGCACUGCUUAUUUGUUAAUAAUGCCAUUCAAGAAGGAUUUUCGAGAAAUUCUUAUAACUGUGCGGAUCCACAUUUCACCUAAAGAUUCGUACCUUUACUAAUACUCCAGAUGGGAUUUAAUGCAGUUUUAAAUAAAAAAGAUUGGUUCAGCGAAGAGUUCUCUUUUCGGCGAAUUCAUUUCCAAAGCUGUACAGUCGCAAAUAUAUAUGCUUAUUUUUUCAGGAUGAUAGUAAUUACAGUAGUAAUAAUAAUAAACUUUUGUUAGACAUUGUGACAGAUAGAAUAAACAAAGGUGUUAAGAUAUUUUUUCCAUAAACAGGGAAACUAAUAACCGUUUGAUUGUUAAUGGCUCAAAUAUUCAUCAAAAGAUAGAUAGGGAUAUUAUCAUCAGGAAAUGAUCGCUUAGCAUGGUAAAAUGAAAUGCUGAAAUCGAGAUUAAAUGUAAUCAGGCGGAUCAUAGAAACAGAAAUAAACCAGUUGGGGGUAGAAGAUUUAAGAGAAGAUGGAAGGGGAAGCAGAUGGCUGUAAAGGAAGAAGAGUAUGAAGAAGAAAAAAUUUAUCAGACAUCAACACCAGGGUAUAAGAAGAAGUUGUACCAAUCUCUUCUGGACAUACAAUUCUGGUCUUCCCAGAUGUAUGGCUAGUGCUUCGGCAAUGCUAAGAAGAUGCAAUAUAAUUGUCUUUGGAAGACUUCUACUUACCAUGUAGAUGGAUUUAAACUCAGAGUCUGUCUUGAUUGAGUGACCUGUGUUCACAAGGUGUUUGAUUAUUGAACUUCUUAUUGAGACGUUUCCUCCUCUUCUCAGCCACUCCGGAUAAUGUUCUUGAGAUAGUUUAUCUUUAAGAUUAUCGGUGAACAAUGACCAACUGGAGAUUAUUCGCAACGUUGCUGCAAAGAACGUUCUUUUCAAAGAAUCAGAAAUUCUCCCCUUAAAGUCGGUGUUCAUGUAUAAUGUUUUCUUUUCGACUGAAGUUGUUUGUGUUGUCGGCGGUUUCGGUUUUAUGUUCUUAUCAAUGAAUAAUGAAGGAUACCCGUUUUUGACAAGUAUCUUCUCCAAGAGGUUCAGUUCGUCAUCUAUGACCUUGGGACUACAAAUCCUAUGUGUUAGCGUAGCGGGUGAUAUUAUUAAGUUUCUCUUUCGACUAAUGGAGACCCAGCUAUAAGAACUGAUAGUUGGCCAUUCCACAUGGGUUUCUUGUAAAUAGAUCCUCUUACAGUUCCGUCUUGUUUUCUUGUCAUUUCCACAUCAAGAAAGCGAAUAUUUUGUUUGUUUUCAACUUUAAACUAUCUUAGUGUAGUUGAAUCUUUUUUAUGGAUAGUAAUGUCCAUCAUAUUUUUCUCGAAAGGUUGAUGUAGAUAUUCCUGAUAGUGACUUAAAAUGGGAAUUCCAUCGCCCAACAGGUCCUGGCGGUCAAAAUGUGAACAAGUCGACUAGUGCAGUUCGCCUGACACAUUUGCCAACUGGUAUAGUCAUUUCAUGUCAACGUGAACGUUAUCAACAUGUAAACAAAAUUCUUGCAUUAGACAUGCUCAAAGAAAGGCUUCGUGAAAUUCAUUUGAAAUCACAAUCUCACUUAAUUGAUUCCAUCCGUCGAUCUCAUUUGGGAAAUCUGGAUAGAUCAGAAAAAAUUCGAACUUACAAUUUUCCACAAGAUCGUGUAACAGAUCAUCGGUUAAAUCACUCUUGGAACAAUUUAUAUCGAUUUAUGAAACAAGCUGUUGGAUUAAGUGAAGUAAUAGAAAGUUUGUACAAACAAGAUCAACGAGAACAAUUAAAACGAAAGUUAUGUACAGGGAACAUAAAAAGUUGAUUGUGAUAAAUAUUUAGUUUUUAUUUUCUCAAAUAAUACAUAGAUAAAAUAAACCAUAUUGC